CUUGAAGGCUGUCACGCUCAGACAAAUCAAACAAAGAUUGAGCAAACUCUCAUAAAGGCUUUGUUUAAAAAUUACGACUCUGAAGGAAGACCAGUCUUGAACUUGUCGGAACCUGUUUUGGUGAAGUUUGGAAUAGCAUACAGUAAUCUUCACAGUUUGGUAAAUGUCUGCUUCUUCGUUCAACCUCACUCAAAUCCCGGUUUACAAUCACCAGCUAGAAAUCAGGAAGUUGUCAUGAGUAUUUAGGCAACCAGGCUAUCCUUUUCCAAAGUUUGCUUGUUUGCUAGUAUCAUGGUGUUUUACUUAUUUAUAGUUGUUUGUAACUUUGGUAGUAAAAAAGAGUACCAGCGGUGAGACGAUUAUGUGUAAAAAUGAUAAAAAUAUAUUCAGUGACCUAAACAUGUGUUGCAGUGGCACUAAUCUUGCUUUAUAAUUUAGAAUUGUCGUGUUUCACGUUCCACUAUUCGACUGCCCCAAAUUAAGAAGUCAGCGUUGUUGAGGCGUACCUAGAGAAAUUUUAAAACUCAAUGUACUAUUCGGAUGCUUGUUUUUCUUCCCCACCACUCCCCCCACCCUCUCUCCCCCCUCCUCUCUAGCGCCACCUUCCUUCCUUCUAUAUUUGCUUAAAUGCAGUCGAACUUUGACUGCGAUCUGAGAAGAGAAAUUGGCAAAAGUAACCCCACUGCUACUUAGCUUGAUACUUUACCAGUAUGUUGUAGAUUUACCAAAUACGUUGGAAGUUACCAAAAGAAUCCUUUUAAUAGAAACUAUGUAUUGGGUGUUUCCAUCAUGGCAAACCUUUAUUUUGGCGUUGUGGGUGGUUUAUUGAUUGUUUUGAGAAACAUAAAAACUGUAGACUUUUUGGCGACGUUUUUAAAAAACAAUCUUAGUCGGAAGAGAAGCAUUUUAACGAAAAGAAUCUCAUUAUCUUGGCAAAAUCUAUCCAGAUUACUAACCAAUCUCUGUAUAAAUUCUUGCCCAUGUUUCCACUUCAUGCUCAAUUAAAACUCAGAAAAAUAAAGCAAAAUGCCUGAGCUAUUUGACCACACCCAUCAAUCAUUAAAUUACACUUUGCGGCCGUGUUUCCUAGAUUUUUACCUGUUUUGGAAAGCCUAGCUAUGAGAGUUACGCCCUUUGAACUUUAGGCUUGUUCCAGACUCUUAAGUCAUUUAUUCGAAUCGUUAGAUUGAAAACCUUUCUAUUUCACCUGCAUAUAGGUUCAGCUGUUGCCUUAAAUGAAAACACUUUCGCCUUAACUAGUUGCAAAAAUAUAUUCAGCAAAGGCACGAAGAAGGUCCCUUUUUUGGACUAAAACAUAUUUUAUCAAAAAUAAUCAAAAGAGUGCUGUCAUUUACGUACACAAAAACAACAGCAAGAAUAAAUAGAAUGGCGGUAAUCAAUUUGUUUCGCCGAUGGGUGCCAGCCCUAAUUUAUGAUCAAUUUAGUCAUACUUUCCUUUUUUUUUUUUAAUUAAAUGUUGUUUCCUGGUUAUUGUUCUUACAAGCUUUACUGUGUGUUAUCUGCGUGACUUUCCUGUUUUUUAGGUUGAUCAAAUGAAUCUAAUUUAGUGAAGCCCUGGAAGGCAAUUUUUACUGCAAUAAAAUAAAAACAACUCUUCUUGAUAAAUUUGCUGUUCAAAGGCAGGGAAAGUUUAAAUUAACUAUAAAGAAUUAGCACCCCUACUCAAAGACGUUCCCGCCUUCUCUAAAAUAUUUAAGCAAUAGACCACACUUUCUAUGGGUUUACCGGCGUGAUAACCCACUUGGGAUGUUGGGAGAACACGAGAAAAGCUUGUAAAUCACGAACCGAAGGUGACUGAUUUACAGAAUGAUGAUAGAAUGAUGAUCAGAGAAAGAAUUCCCAAUGUAAACACCCUUUUUUAUCUUUCUUAGGAUGAGAAAAAUCAAGUUUUAACAAGUAACGUGUGGAUAAGACAGGUUGGUCAAGUAAACUUCGAAGCUAAUAGACAGAUGAUUAGUAAAUUACAUAGCUUUCGUCGUUUCUCUGGAACUGAUUUGGGAUAUUUAUCGAUAAAAGCUGAUCUCAGAAAUUUACCUCAAAAAUACUGAGAAUGAUUUUCUUGGAUUUAAGUGGGCUUCAUUUAAAUCAGUUUUGCAAUAAUCUAUUUAUUCCAGUCAAAUCGAAUUUUCAAAUAUUAUUGCUGAAUAAUAACCACGACUUUUCCAAAGGUUAUCUAGCCAUGGACAUAAAGCCGAAAAAGUUAUGGGUCAAACCUUGUCAUAGAUAGCUAUUAAAUGGCCAUCUGCGUGAGAGGCAAUUUUAGAGGUGGACACUUUUGCCACGCGAACUUGGUAACGGAAUUUUACGAUUCCUCUUUAACAAACUAUAUUUUCGUACCCUUCCUUUACAUCUGGGGCAAGGCGUUGUCACGGACUAGUAAUCCAUUUAAGGGGUUGGUGGGUCGCAUAAAGGCGCCUUAUACCAUCCAACCAGUUAGCGCACCGUGGCCGAAUUAUAACUCUUAACUUCUUAUUGUUAAUCAUUGCAGCAAUGGCACGAUCCGUGGUUGUCUUGGGAUCCUGCAAAGUACAAUGGACUUAAAUCCAUCAACAUCAGUCCUAAUCUGGUUUGGAAGCCCGACAUUAUUCUUUAUAACAGGUUAGGAAACGCACAUGUAUAUUGUAUAUUGUCCAAUACGCGAUGCAGACAUGCAAGGUAAGGUAAGGUAUGGCUGAGAGCUGCUCAUUCCGUGUCCAAAAGAGCAUUUUUUGGAAGUCGAAGGCAGAAGCUGGUCAUCCGGAUUCAAAGAAGCAAUUAUUUUAGUAGAAUACGAGGUAUUUUUACUGUUAAUAUUGUAUGCUUAUAUUGGCAUUUUUUUUCUUUCAAAGCGAAAACUCAUAAGAGUUGAUUUGUAACUUCUUUGCAUUGGUUAGAAGAUUAUUGUUUCGAGUUCGCGGUUAGUUUGUAACGGGUGCUCCACUAUUAGGUUCGGCUAAAUUUGUAUAUUAUUUAUUUCCCACAGCGUCAACGAGGGAGGAGAUCGCGGUGAACAGUACCUAUUCGACACCAAAGUUAUCGUCAGCAGUGAUGGAACAGCCACGUGGUUCUCUCCUAAUCUCAUCCAAAGCUCCUGCAAAAUCAAUGUCCGAUAUUUUCCUUGGGAUACACAAACUUGCAAACUCCAGUUCGGCUCGUGGGCAUUUGACGGGUUAAAACUUGACAUCGUUUUCUAUGGAGAUGCUCCAAGGGCAGAUCUAAGCUCCUUCAUUCGGAAUGGAGAAUGGAACCUACUGUCGGCUGAGGGGAAGAGAAACGUUCUUUACUAUAGUUGUUGCCCAGAACCUUACCCUGAUCUCACGUUCGAAAUCAGAAUCCAACGACGAACAUUGUUUUACAUAAACAACUUGGUUGUUCCUUGUGUUGUUUUGGCACUUCUCACAGCAACAGCGUUUCUGUUUCCGCCGGAAACGGGCGAAAGAAUCUCGCUGAUGAUCACUAUUCUAUUGGGAAUGACUGUAUUUAGGAUUGUAGUGGUGGAAGCCAUACCUUCCACAUCCGAAGUCACCCCACUUAUCAGCACUUACUUCUCUAUGGUCAUGGUGGUGAUUUCCUUGGGUCUCCUGUGCACGUGUAUCUGUCUCAACCUUGAACACCAUCACCCUAAAAUGGAGCUAACCGGUUGGUGCCGGUAUAUCCUGUUUGACCUGAUGGGACCUGUUUUGAGCAGGAGCUCGGUGAAGAGACUCAAAAGAAAACAACAGGAAUACAACAGAGAAAUUAAACUCAGCGCAUGUUAUUUGAAAGAAAACCAAGUCGCACCAGAAGAAGAUAAAAUUGCUAUGACCGACGUUUCGCAGACCGAAAUUAAGAACGUGAAAGUGGUUGGGAAAGAAAUAAAAGUCGCGGGCAUGGAUAAAGUGACCAAGUUCAUCGAUAAGUCGUUAUCUGAAGACAGAAGAAAACUGGAAUGGCACAUUGUCGUGAACAUAAUUGACAAUUUCUUUUUCGUUGUUUUUCUUCUCACUAUUACGGUUUCCUCACUGAUAAUUUUGAUGGCGAAAACCGACAGCUAA
This is a messenger RNA of Porites lobata, 4034 nucleotides long. Lineage: Eukaryota; Metazoa; Cnidaria; Anthozoa; Scleractinia; Poritidae. The record is from the annotation of a GenBank genome assembly.